Messenger RNA from Medicago truncatula (barrel medic), 1731 nucleotides. Its product is annotated as putative UDP-glucuronate:xylan alpha-glucuronosyltransferase 4. The coding region runs from base 41 to 1720 and encodes 559 amino acids. The transcript has 2 exons. The record is from RefSeq and is a predicted model, not a curated record. Gene Ontology annotation, molecular function: glycosyltransferase activity. NCBI's taxonomy places the organism in Eukaryota, Viridiplantae, Streptophyta, Magnoliopsida, Fabales, Fabaceae.
CCGCCUAAGUCCUAAACACAAAACUUGAAAAGAUAAAACAAUGUCUUUUAAGCUCUUUGCCAAUUAUCUAUCUCAUUCAAUUUCGAAGCAAAGAUGUUUUUUUAUUUUUUUUGUUCUUGUCUCCCUACCCUUUCUCGUGUUUGUCCUUUCAAUAAAGUAUCAAAAAUUUGAUGUUCAUGAGAACACAAAACCAUCUUGGUUUGAAGUUAUAGCACAAGAUUUUAAAAGCAAAACAAAGAUCAAGAUAGGUCUUGUUGACAUCAAUCCAAGAUCAAUCGGUGAACAAUUAGAUGGAAAUCGAUCACGAGUAGACAUUGUACCUAUUCAUUUUGACCGUGUUAGCGAGAAUUUGAAAUGGAGUGACUUUUUUCCAGAAUGGAUUGAUGAGGAAGGAAAACCGGACGAGCCUAAAUGUCCAAACAUGCCUAUGCCAAGUUUGGCGAAUUACAAAGAUCUCGAUGUUGUGAUGGCUAUGGUUCCAUGUAGGGAGGAAUCCAUGGAGGAAAAAGGAAUUAGAGAUUUGUUCAGGUUACAAGUUAAUUUAGUGGUGGCUAAUUUGGUUGUGGAAAACAAGUGGAAAGAAAAGUCGGAGAGCAAUGGUAAAGAUAUGUAUAUUGUGUUUGUUGGGUCAUGUGGUCCUAUGGUAGAAAUUUUCAGAUGUGAUGAUCUAUUGAUGCAUCAAGGUGAAUAUUGGGUUUACAAGCCUGAUUUGAAUAGACUUAAGCAAAAAACCCUAAUGCCGGUUGGUUCAUGCCAAAUUUCUCCUGGUUAUGCAGAAUCAGAGAUAUGGAGGAGUUAUUUGUCAUCAUUAUCAAAGCAUAACAAGAAAGCUCCAAAGUUAGCCUAUGUAACAGUUCUUCACUCUUCAGAAGCAUAUGUUUGCGGUGCAAUAGCUCUUGCCCAAAGCAUAUUAUUAACUGGCAAAAACAGUUACAUAUUUCAACCCAUAGAUCUUGUUCUCCUGGCUGAUGAUUCAAUAGGCCCCAAAUCCAUGAAGGGUUUAAGAGCUGCAGGAUGGAAAAUCAAACGCAUUCAACGUAUCGAAAGUCCCUUUGCCAAAAAAGAUGCAUAUAAUCGAUGGAACUAUAGCAAGCUGCGUAUUUGGCAACUCACUAUGUAUGAUAAAAUCAUCUUCAUAGAUUCUGAUUUUUUGGUAUUGAAGAACAUUGACAAUUUCUUUUUUUACCCGCAACUAUCAGCUGCACCUAAUGAAGAUGUAAUAUUUAACUCUGGGUUGAUCGUAGUUGAGCCAUCCCAAUGCAUGUUUGAGAGCAUGAUGAAUAAAACUUCCAAGGUGAAACCAUAUAAUGGAGGUGACCAAGGUUUCUUGAAUGAAGUAUUCACAUGGUGGCAUCGAUUGCCAUCGAAAUUAAACUACAUGAAAUCAUUUAAGCAAGUAGGUAACAAUCAUAAGCACGAGGUCCCGAAUGAUGUGUAUACUUUACAUUAUCUGGGCUUGAAACCAUGGAUGUGUUAUAGGGAUUAUGAUUGCAAUUGGGACAUGCAAGGUUAUGAUAUAUUUGCUAGUGACUCAGCUAAUGAAGUAUGGUGGAAAGUUUAUGAUACUAUGCCAAAACAUUUGCAAUCAUAUUGUUCCCUUACAAAGCAAUCAAAUGAAAGAAUUGUCAAGAAUAGAAAAAUAGCAAGAAAUGCUAUUUUCUCUGAUGGACAUUGGAGAAUUGAGGUUAAGGAUCCUAGAAGGUUGAACUACAUAGAUUAGAUUAUAAUAAC